AUGAUCGCAACUCGUCCGUCUACCAAAAAGGUACGGGCAAGGAGUUUGAUUAAAAGGAGUUUAAUGCCGUUACAGCAGUUCAAGUCGACUUCUACUACGGGAUAUCUCGGACAUUAUGGUGAUUUCACCUAUGACGAACGUCGGAGUGACUCUUGUAAACGUUACUCCUCUGAUAAGGUAUCUUGUUUCUCAAGCAGUUGCAUCACCCUGCAGGUCGUAUCCCCUCUUUGCCGCGCUUCCACUUUCAACAAGGUACACCACACUUAUGUAAAUACGUUGAAAUAUGUACUUCGAUACAACACAUUUCGAAAAUGGGCUAAAUCUUACCACGGAAACGUGCGAAAUUCAUUGGGAGAAGAAAUCGCCAAUGUGUGGUACACCAAGCAGCGCUAUGGCAUGGCUCUGAAGGCUCUCGCGCGUGCAGUCAGAAACAGGCGUAUCCAGCAGGCUAAAUGUAAGGCGGACACAUUCGCUCUCAAAGUUAUCUUGAGCCGGUGGAGAGCCAUCGCAAAACACGGGGCUGCAAAACGAUCUGAUAAUGCAACCGCGCUUAUAUUUUACCAAACGUCACUUGCUGCGCGCGCAUUGUUGGCAUUCAAGUCAUCACUUCAACGCAGGAAGAAUUGCAAACGAUAUCUCUACCGUCUUGUAGAUGUCAUAGAAAAGUGUAUCCGCGAUAAGGGUAUAACUCCUUUGCGUCAAUAUGUGACACAGUCGAGGAGGCUCGAUGACUGUGCAGCAAAAAUCGCGCACAGUUGUGAUAUAAAUGCCAAGAAUGUGGCAUUUGGUGCCCUGCAUUUUAUCUACAGGUGCCACGUAGCUUCUUGCCAAUUGGAAUCAUUAUGCUUUUCCUUUGUGUUGCGUAAUGGUUGGGAACGCACAAUUUCAAGAUACAGAAACGCCGUUGAGGCUGUCUUAUGUUAUAAACGUGCUAUCAUAACGGCAGCUGGUCGUCUUACCAAAUGUAUACAUAAUUGUCACAAGCGCGCAUCGUUCGCGGCGUUACUGGACAAUUCUUCCCGUUUUGCCGAAGAGUUGAUGAAGCAACAUUAUGUGGAGGAUUUUUGCAGGCGAAUACUGCUCCAACGUGUCUUUUUUGCCUGGGCAGAGUAUACCGACCAUCGCAAGAAGAGGGCAGACAUGAAACUGGUCGCAGACCUUAACUACAGGGAGGUUCUGCUUUGUCGUUCUUAUGAUUUCAUGAGAAGUGCUUACAUCAGAAGAAUAGAACGCUUCAAUGGUGUCCUGUCAGAGUUCGAAACGUGCCAGAAGCUGCGCCACGAGCGUAUGUAUUUUAGAGCUUUCGCAUCCGCUGUGCAGCGAUGUCGUUGCCUGAGGCUUAACCAAGUGUUGCAGCGCCUCGACAAUGUCUUGAUGAAAUCUCUGGCGCGUAAGCUCUAUUUAAUCGCGCAGAUUGGGAAUGUGCAUUUAGACAUGACUGAUAACAGCCGUACUGCGCUGCUGAAUACAUUUCGUAAUAUGCUCUUUCGACAAAAGCAAGAUGGUGAAGGCCUCUUCGAUUGUUUCAAGGAAACUGUGCUAUUCGACAACAUUCUCCUAGUCCUAAGCUUACCUCUAAGGAGUGAGUGUAUCAUAUUUCUCCAUUUUCUAUCCGGUCUGAAGACACGUGCCAUCGAGUUGAUGGCAGAGUGGGGGACUGAUUUUGACGAUAUAAUCGUUCGUAUUUGUCAGCUGCUCACCCAUGCCGAUUUGGCUUAUCUGAACUCUACCUACGCUUAUCAACUGUAUAUCAUCAGGUUGCGAGGCUUUCCGAGUCUCUGUGCUAAUGAUGAAGCCAUUAAAGCGAGACAUUCUAGCGAAUGCGAAAUAUCUCCUCUGGCGAAAUACGAAGAGGAAUAUGGAGCUUUAAGUCUCACAAUGAGGUCCCAUAGGCACCAAAACCAAAUUGGCGCUAUUUGGCAACCCGAAUCCGUUACGGAUGGCACAUAUCUUAAUCAUCUGGAUUCUAAUGCUAGUUCCCGUUACUGGCGUGUUAUCCCGGAAUGGACCGUAACGCUAUUGCAGAGGUUGACUUUAACGAAGGUUUUUGGUAUAAGGGCUCCGAAUAUGCAGUUUACAUUUUCUUCAAUCAGAUGUACAGCUUUCGAUCUAAUGUGUUACGGAAUGCCCCUGUGGCGCUUGAUCAACACAAUGCUUAUCAUUAAACGCUACUCAUCUGCAUUCAAAGCGUGGAGGAAACACAGUGCUGAAAACAUUCGGAAAUGCGAAAAAUUGACAGAGCAACGCAACGCUAUCGAAGGCCUGUUCAACAUGUCUCUCAGGCUAACAUGCUUCACGCGCUGGCUUAGCGUAGCUAGAAUAUCUCGUGAGCAGAAAACAGCGGAGCUAAAUCAGCGAUGUGAUACGUUCGUAUCGUUCCUCAGCUCCUUGGUUUGCCGAUCUGUAAGCAUUGUCUUCAUGAGACUGCAUCUGAGAUGCAUGAUGUCUACUCACACCGUUAGGGAGCGUUGGCGCUAUAUUAGAUCCCUGUAUAAGGUCGUUGUGGUUUCUUGCCGCGAAGUUGAUGCAUGUACUGAAAUCUCGGCAUUUCGUAGUUAUGCAGUGGCUCGAAAGCAAUUCAACAACUGGCGGAUGCACACCCAGUGGCGUAUCCGAGUCACAGCGCAGGCCUGCGCAUUUUACAGAGAUUUGUAUAUGCGAAAAGGUUGGGAGGCUAUUGAGCAUGCCGCUCUUGAACGUUUUAAUAGACGUCAACACUUGGAACUUACCGUUAAGGAUGGGAUAAGUCGAUGGCGUUUGCAUUACGCUUUAGAUGCAUGGCAUAAGACCACCCGUUGCCAGCAGGCUGUUUUGUCGCUGAAACCGCGUAUACGUCUUUUAUUGAAAGGGUGUUUCAACCACUGGAAUUGGUACGCUCGUAAUGAAGCAAGACUGGCUGGCUGUGUUGAGGCAAUACAAAGAAGCUACGACACCUGCCGUUUGAAGGUAGUAUUCGAUAAUAUGUUGAGACACUUUCAUCGGUGCACUGCCAUUGCGUCACUUGAAUCGCGUGUCCAUGAUACACGUACUAAAAGAUGCAUCAAUUUGAUAUUCUCUACCUGGAGGCAAUUCUCUGAAAGACGCAACUCUGUUGCUGUAGUCUGCGAUGAAAUACGGAAACUACACCACGCAAUGAUACGGGAACGAGUCUUUACUAUUAUGCACCAAGUCACAGAACUGAAGCGAAAUGAUCUGUAUAACUUGAAACGUCGGUCAUACAGGAUCAUGGUCAUCUCUGCUGCUUGUAGUAAAAUCGCUAAAAUGAUCGAUCGUUAUUGGGACAUGAGAGAGGAAGAAGCGUGCCGAGAAUUUUUUGAACUGCAACGGAUCAUGAGGAAAACCGAGGUUGGCUGUGGCGAAAUUGUAUCGGAGCAAAGACGGCUCUACGCAGCCUUGGUUGCGUUAUCAACUCUAAGGGAAACUCGUGUUACCGUGGGUCUCAGGGCAUUGCUAGAAAACGCUAAUUACAAUAUCCGUAUUAAAUUAACUCAAAAAAAAAGCACCUCUGGGGUGUUGUUCAGGGUUUUCCGAUGUUGGAGACGUUGCGCUGUCUAUAGAGUUCGUGCCUCUCUUCCGGGGGGACCUAAUUGUACACCACCAAGCCUACAGACAUCUAUGAAUGAAGAAAUAGAAUUUUCUACAACGUCAGAUAUAUUGGUGCAAGAUGCCAUGGCUACGUAUUGUCUAGCAUUGACAUAUUUCAAGCACUGGCGAAACAUGGCGCUUGUGCUACCCGAGGUUGACACAGCUACAGUAGUUGACGAAUUCCGAACCUACCGCCGUGUGAUGGAUGGUCUUUAUCUGUUGAAACUUCACGCUUUCACAACACUUUGGUACAGGACAUGUAAAGCGCGCCUACAAAUUCUUGGUGAUUCCAUUGAGGACAGACUAAAGUGGUUGACGUUCUGUCGCUGGAAGGCGGUUGCACAACAGAACUCGGUUACGCAACAUAACUAA
Messenger RNA from Babesia sp. Xinjiang, 3957 nucleotides. RefSeq lists its product as uncharacterized. The transcript has 3 exons. The record is from RefSeq and is a predicted model, not a curated record. NCBI's taxonomy places the organism in Eukaryota, Apicomplexa, Aconoidasida, Piroplasmida, Babesiidae. Bases 1 to 3957 code for a protein of 1318 amino acids.